GCCCCAUCUCGUUUUUUCCUUCGUCCGUUAGCAAGUGCCGAAAUCUGUCGAAGUUCUUGCUUUAUGCAAUUGAGGUGCUAAUAUUAGUAUUGUUUUUCCGUUUGCUGCUUGCUGAUAACAGUUUCUAGCCGAAUUCGGAAAUUAUUUUGUAAUCCGAUUCACACGGAAACGAUUGCAAAUCUAGUGCAUUUCUACUACUAACCACUCACCGCUCCAAAGCAUCACCAUGGGUCGUAAGUUCUGCGUCGGAGGCAACUGGAAGAUGAAUGGCGACAAAGCCAGCGUCACUGAACUGUGCAAAACGCUGUCCGCUGGUCCGCUCGAUCCCAACACCGAAGUUGUGGUCGGUUGCCCCGCACCGUACCUUUCGCUGGCCCGCUCGCAGCUGCCGGAAACGAUCGGUGUUGCCGCGCAGAACUGCUACAAAGUGGCCAAGGGUGCGUUCACCGGUGAAAUUUCCCCUGCCAUGUUGAAAGAUCUUGGCCUGGGAUGGGUCAUUCUGGGACACUCGGAGCGACGUGCCAUCUUCGGCGAAACGGAUGAGCUGAUUGCGGAGAAGGUUGCUCAUGCCCUUGCCGAGGGGUUGAAGGUCAUCGCUUGUAUCGGUGAGACGCUGCAGGAACGUGAAGCCGGCCAAACCGAGGCAGUGUGCUUCCGGCAGACAAAAGCUAUCGCCGCCCAGGUGAAGGACUGGACCAACGUCGUGGUCGCUUACGAGCCGGUGUGGGCCAUCGGUACCGGCAAGACGGCCACCCCGGAACAGGCACAGGAAGUGCACGCAGCGCUGCGAAAGUGGUUUACCGAAAACGUUUCUGCCGACGUGUCGAAUGCCAUCCGCAUCCAGUACGGUGGUUCGGUAACGGCGGCCAACUGUCGCGAGCUCGCGGCCAAGCCCGACAUCGAUGGAUUCCUUGUGGGUGGUGCCUCGUUGAAGCCUGAGUUCAUCCAGAUCGUCAACGCUAGACAGUGAAGCAGUCAGUCUCUCGAACCGUUUGUAGUGUAGCGGGGAGAUUCACGCAAUCGCCAUCGCCGGGUGUCGUCAUGUUUCGUCUUAUUUUAAGUUUCUCAUUAUGCUCGUUGUACACACGCACUGAACAGGUUGUUACGUUUAAGCAUCAAAACAAAGAAUAAUCUAUUCAAUAAAACCAUGUCUCAGUGAAAAUGUGCUGUAGCCGUA
Molecule: messenger RNA, 1177 nt
Organism: Anopheles funestus (African malaria mosquito)
Lineage: Eukaryota; Metazoa; Arthropoda; Insecta; Diptera; Culicidae
Gene: Tpi
Product: triosephosphate isomerase
Exons: 1
Coding region: 227-970 (247 amino acids)
Biological process (GO): gluconeogenesis; glycerol catabolic process; glyceraldehyde-3-phosphate biosynthetic process
Cellular component (GO): cytosol
Molecular function (GO): triose-phosphate isomerase activity
Source: RefSeq, a predicted model, not a curated record